Vespa velutina is the source of this 2569-nucleotide messenger RNA. RefSeq names its product 4-hydroxyphenylpyruvate dioxygenase (gene Hpd). Bases 720 to 2072 code for a protein of 450 amino acids. The record is from RefSeq and is a predicted model, not a curated record. Lineage: Eukaryota; Metazoa; Arthropoda; Insecta; Hymenoptera; Vespidae. The transcript is spliced from 15 exons. Gene Ontology annotation, cellular component: endoplasmic reticulum membrane; Golgi membrane. Gene Ontology annotation, molecular function: 4-hydroxyphenylpyruvate dioxygenase activity; metal ion binding; lactoylglutathione lyase activity. Gene Ontology annotation, biological process: L-tyrosine catabolic process.
AAGAUUUCGGAAUAACCACGUGUGCAUAAACAACGACAAGCUUUCUCUUAUUAUUAUUUUUUUUUUUAUUUGUCGUUAACAUUGCUUUUUUCAAAUAUAACACGUAUUAAUUUAAUUGUCGUUAGAAUUUAAAAAAAAACCAAAGUUCCGCUCGAAAGACACUGUGUUUUAAUUGAUGAAGGAAAUAAAAAAUAUUAUUCGUAAUGUUUAUUCUAGAUAAACGACGAGAAGACCAUGUAUGCUGGUGUAUGCGCUGCUGCACCGGAUCGAUUUAGAAUGCGCAAAUCGUAGAGAACCUAAUUUUCAAAUAAUCGGAAGUAUGUGAAUGAUGUUUGUAAAAAAAAUUUGAAAUGAUAAGAGUGUGCAGUUUGCGGAUUCUUUUAACAUCCCAAUAUUAAGAAUAAAGCUCGAUUAAAUAAAUGGAUUAUUAGAAAGAAGAAUGCACGUUUCGUUUUGGUUUAAUGAACAUGCCGUCGGGGAGAUAUUAGGAUUUCUCUGACAGAGCUUUAGUAUGAUUGAAAAUGUGACAGAGCUUAAUAAUAUCAAUCCUUAGGCGAUAUUUUAACUAAUACGAAAGAAUUAGUAGCAAUGAAUCGUGAAAUUUAUCAUCGAUCAAUUCUGUACAACGCUUAUACUUGAAGAAUUAAUAAUCAAAGGAGAUUCAUUAGGAAGAUCCUGAGGAACAUGUUCUUCUUAUAUACAGGGUGACUCACUUAUACAUGCCUAUCGACAGAAAUAAUGUAACCAAUGCUGGGAACAACCAACUAAUAUUAUCUAAUACAGUUGCAAGUGGUACAAACAGAAGUAUUUUAGAUUUAUCAGAAUUCAGUGAUGCUGAACUGGCUGGUUAUAGAUUACGUUGCGGAGUUUGGAUUACAUUUGUAUUGGCGACAGGAUUUGUCAUAGCAGCAAAAUUUUCUUUUGGCCAUGAGACUACUUACACGGACAAAGGUAAAAAGCCUGUUGGUGGAAAAUUUUUAAGUUUUGACCAUGUAAAAUUCUGGGUUGGAAAUGCAAAACAGGCGGCUAGCUUUUAUUGCGCAAGGAUGGGAUUUGAACCGUUUGGUUAUCGUGGUUUAGAAACUGGCUCAAGACAUAUAGUAGCACAUGCUGUUAAACAGGAUCAGAUAAUAUUUGUUUUUGAAUCAGCCUACGAGCCUGGAAAUGAAGAAAUGGGGAAUCACCUUUCUCAGCACGGUGAUGGUGUUCGAGAUAUUGCUUUCAAAGUCGAAGAUAUCGAUACUAUCGUUAGGGUAGCAAAACAAAAGGGUGCAAAAAUUAUAAAAGACAUAUGGGAAGAAAAAGAUGAGUUUGGUAUUAUUAGACUAGCCACGUUGCAAACGUAUGGAGACACCCAUCAUACUUUGAUUGACAGAAGUAAAUACGAAGGAUUCUUUCUACCUGGAUUUGUAAAAGCCUCAGAAGACAUACUUAUUAAACAUUUGCCAGCAAUUCAUUUAAAAUUUAUAGAUCACAUUGUAGGAAAUCAAGCUGAUAAACAAAUGGAACCUGUAGCUAAAUGGUAUGAAGAAUGCUUACAGUUUCAUAGAUUUUGGUCAGUAGAUGAUACUCAAUUACAUACCCAAUAUUCUUCAUUACGUUCUAUCGUUAUGACUAAUUGGGAAGAAACUGUUAAAAUGCCAAUUAAUGAACCAGCACCUGGUAAGAAACGUUCUCAAAUUCAAGAAUAUGUUGAAUAUUAUGGCGAUGCUGGUGUACAACAUAUAGCUUUGAAUACUAAUAACAUAAUUACAAGCAUACAAAAUUUACGAAAAAGAGGUAUGGAAUUUCUUGAUGUUCCUGAUAAUUAUUAUGAUAUGCUGAAGAACCGUUUGAACAGUAGCAAAGUCAAAAUUAUAGAAGAUUUGAAAAUAUUACAGGAAUUAAAAAUUUUAAUUGACUAUGAUGAAAAUGGUUAUCUAUUACAAAUCUUUACUAAGAAUAUGCAAGAUCGACCGACUCUCUUUAUAGAAGUUAUCCAAAGGCAUAAUCAUAAUGGGUUUGGUGCUGGAAAUUUCCAAGCUCUGUUUGAAGCAAUCGAACUUGAACAAGCUAAGCGUGGCAAUCUGUAAUAUAUAUUGUGGAAAAUGUUAUUGCAUCGAUAAAUAACAAUAAGAUUAUUAUAAUAUAACAUUUUAAGUGUUAUUACAUAAUAUAUUUUACAAUAGAUCAUUUAUAUUAUUUUGUACAAGUGCAAGCAUGUAUGCAUGUAUUGUACAUCUUACUUUCCAUAUAUUACAUAUUCAUAAAUUCCUGUUAACCAAUUAUGCCGUUAAUCAUAAUAUGCAAUUGUAAAUAAAAUUGAAAUAAAAAAAGUAAUAUAUAAUCAAGCAAUCGGUCCUAUAUGUUAAUCUAUUAAUUUCAUUAAUAUAUGUAUAUGUAAUUUAUAAAAGUAGAAAGCAUUAGAAAAAGAAAUAUAUUUUUUGUAUAAUUUUAAUGACAUAUACAAUGUAUUAUAUCACUAUUGCGUUAAGUGUUCUAUUAAGAAACAUUUCUUUUGUUAAUAGUAGCAUAAUAUUAUCAGUAAUAUUAGACAACGAAAAUAAAAGGAAAUUGAAGAAAACAACAA